This is a messenger RNA of Symbiodinium natans, 1668 nucleotides long. The record is from the annotation of a GenBank genome assembly. Lineage: Eukaryota; Dinophyceae; Suessiales; Symbiodiniaceae.
AUGCCGGUCGCAAGCACACGCCUUUGCAUUGAGUGGGUGGCCACUCACCCUGUGACAGUGCUCUCGGUCAAGCUGGCCAAGCCACGGCGAGAGCGCACGCGCAAACUUCGGCAGGCAGAGCACCCGAUGCAGCAGGAGGUGGGAAGCGGGACGGAGAACAAGAAGGUGAAGAAGGAGGUCAAGGAGGAGGCAAGCAAGAUCAAGGUGAAACAGGAGAUGCCACAGGGGGCAAAGCAAGAGGUCAAGGAAGAGAGCAAGACUGGAACGAUGAAGGAGGAGGUGAAGGAAGAAGUGAGGGGCGUCAAGGAGGGAGUGAAGGAGGAGGUGAAGGAGAAAGCGAUGCACGAGGUGAAGGUGGAGACAAGGGAGGGAGUGAAGGGCAAGUUGAAGCAGGAGGUGGGUGACGUGAAGCAAGUGAAGACGGAGGUGAAGCAAGAGUUGGUGGAGGUGAAGCAAGAAGUGAAGCAAAAAGUGAAGGCAGUGAAGCAUGAGGUCAAGCACGAGGACCUCGCAUGGCGAAGCCAGACGACCGGAGUGAAGAGGGAACUAGUGGAGGAAGGCCAGCAGACGUGGUCCGUCAAGCAGGAAGAAGCUGAAGAGGCUCAACCGGUUCGUCCCGGCAAGAGGUGCCGCAUCAGUCACGAGAGGCCGGACAUAUCGCCUCCAUCGUUUGAGUCGCGACUGUCAGAGUGGGCAGAGAAAUGCCUAGCAUUUCAAAGCUCUGGCAAGACGUGGCUGCCCACGAAGCCUUGCUGCCCGGCCAGCCCGUUCCUCGGGCUGGCUGCUGCCCCGUGGGAAGGAUGCAAGGAGAACGAGGCGAAAGCGUGCAUGCAACGCCUCAGCAAGGUGCAGCUCUGCGAGUUCCGGGACUUCUUCCACCAGAACCCGCACCAUGCCCUCUUCAAUGAUUGCGGCAAGGACCCUGGCGGCUCAGGGCCGCUGGAGAAAGCGCACGGUCCCAAACCUGAGUACUUGCAGGAUCCAGCCGCGAAGCAGCACCGCGCAGCCGAGAUGAUGAAGAUGUGGCCCUGGAUGCACGACCUUCCGACGCGGGCGUGGGCCGGCCACGGCUGGCUGGUCGAGGAGGACGGCAUGCGCAGGCUCUCGCCCACGGGCGGCGGCUCCGCCAUGAAGGGCCUCGAGAUUUUCGAGGCCUUCGGCACCGUGCCCGAGGAAAGCCGGGAAGCCGCCGGCGCCUCGGCUCCGAGCAGCUCCGGGGCCGCCGGUGCCGAUCUCAUCACGAGGAGCUUCCGCGGCCUGCAGCGCCAGAGCGGGGUGCCAAACAUCAGCUGGGAAAGAACAAAGGGGUCAUGGAAAGUUAAGUGGCUGGAGUCCAGCAAGGAGAAGAAGCUCAACUUCCCCAUCUCCAAGCGCAUGAAGGAGGGCCUCUCUGAGGAGGAGGCGGUGGCGGCCGCGCUGGCGGAGGCCAAGGCGCACCGCGAGGAGCUGGUGCGCCAGGGCAAGCUGAAGCCCCCGAAGCCGGUCACCGCCAAAGCCGCCGAGUCCGCUGUUCGGGGAAUUACGCUUAAGCCAAAUGGAACCUUCCAGGUGCGAAUCUCCAAUCCGCGCAGCAAGAAGAGAGAGGGAGGAGGCGUCUUCAAGACGCUGGCGGAUGCCGAGGCCAAGUCGCGGGAGCUGGCCGAGCCUUGGGGACUAAAUGAACCCUAA